Molecule: messenger RNA, 969 nt
Organism: Acaromyces ingoldii
Lineage: Eukaryota; Fungi; Basidiomycota; Exobasidiomycetes; Exobasidiales; Cryptobasidiaceae
Product: amidohydrolase 2
Exons: 4
Coding region: 1-969 (322 amino acids)
Biological process (GO): secondary metabolic process
Cellular component (GO): cytosol; cytoplasm
Molecular function (GO): carboxy-lyase activity; hydrolase activity
Source: RefSeq, a predicted model, not a curated record
AUGCCCUCGAACAAAAUCGACACUCACAUUCACAUCGUAACCCCGGCGCUGGCCAAGGCCAUUCGCACUGCGGGAGGAGACCCAUCUGGAUGGCACGUUCCUGAAUGGUCCCCGGAGCUUGCCGUGGGCGCUCUGAAUGAUCUCGGAAUCGAAAAAGCGAUCUUUUCCAUCACUGCUCCUGGACCGAGCGUGCUGGGAAGCGGCAUCGAGGCUCGAAAGGCCGCCAGGGAGAUCAAUGAAGAAUGUCUGGCUGUAGUAAAGUCAAACCCCAGCCGAUUUUCUCUAUGGGCUUCCACACCGAGCUGGAUUGAUGUGGAGGGCACAAUAGAAGAAAUCGAGUGGGCCAUCGUCAAGAAUCACCUGCCUGGUGUUGUCAUCAUGAGCAGCUACGCAGACCGCCUUCUUGGAGACGAUCUCUUCCAACCCAUUUGGAAGCGUCUCAAUGAGCUCAAGGCAAAUGUCUUUAUCCACCCAGCUGCUAUCAACAUUAAGCCGAUGAUGAUUGCCAAUCGUCUUCCUCAACCUUGGGUAGACUACCCGGUGGCUACCACCCGCACUGCUGUUGACCUGGUGCUGACAGGUACAGUGACGAGGCACCCGGAUGUCAACAUCAUUCUUUCCCACGCAGGUGGGACGCUACCCUUCAUCGCCACUCGUGUCAUGUGGCUCACCAGAAACGAGGAGUUUCAUGGUCGUUCGGGAUUUCUCUCUUCAGAAGAGACCAAGAAGGCUUUUCAAAAGUUUUACCUCGAUCUGGCACUUAGCACGAGCAAAACACACGUCACUGGCUGUCUCGAAUUCACCACCCCAGACAAGAUCCUAUACGGCUCUGACUGGCCCUAUGCGCCCCUGCACACGUGUCAGAGUAUGACGGACACCUUUGACAAAUUUGUAAACACGCAAGAGGGUGAAGUCCUCCUUGCGGCUGCCCGCGACAACGCCGUUCGCCUCCUUGGUAACCGACUCUAA